AUGUUCAGCUUUCGGUUGUGUUUGUGUUUAGGCUCGGACCUCUCAGACUACUUUAACUAUGGCUUUAACGAGGACUCCUGGAAAGCCUACUGUGAAAAACAGAGGAGACUACGCAUGGGGUAUGAGGUCAUGAACCACGCUUCAGCCACUAAACUCAUGGUAAAAUAUGUAUUUAUUUUUGGACAUGGAUACAAGAUUAUGCAUUAUCACAAUAUAAGUGCAAUAAUUGUUCCCAUUAAAGAAACAUUCUCAGGCUUUGACAUUGUGUGAGUGAGUUGCUCUUCCUCUUAAGUCCACCAGGGACGUUCAGCCCAUAGAGAUAGGGAUGUGCCCUUCCCUGCUUUAGGUCUGACUACACCUCCCCCAGCAACCACUACAAAUCAGCCUUGUCCAGGUAGGUACCCUGGUUUGUCCCCCUCUCCCCUCUCUACCACUGUAUGUAUCACAGCAGCUGUGGCAUGAAUAACCAUACUACACAUGUCUGUGGUAACCACUACCAGCCGGUCAUCACUGCCUCACUUCCCUGGUCACUGCCACCUGGAACCCAUCAGGGUGGUCAAUGGUUUGUAUUGGUCAGUGGUACCUGUGUCUGAGGUAAUGUUCUUACCGAACACAUUACAUCCUGAAAUGUUUUGAAGUGAUAAGUCAUGAAAGGUAUGUUAAGUCACUUAACUAUUAAAUGGCUAGAAAUAAAGGUAUAGGUGCUGCGAGCGUUGCUUAGUUAAUCUGGUCUGUUCCCUCUAAUGAAGUCCUCAUGUGCAUCACCUCCCGUCACGUUCCCGUUAACGGCCACCUGUGAAGGGAAGUUUUUAGCAUUGGGGCAAGCCGAGCCCUACGGGGGGCUGCUUUUACCGUGUGAAGACUGGGACCAUGGAGUUUUACUGCUCAAUUACAGUGGCCAAUCAUUUACGGGCUUGGGCCCGUAGCAGCAGACAUUAGCAGACUGUGUUCGUAAACACUCCUGUCCUCUCAGCCCCAUGGCCUCAUUCUGGUUCCACUCAGGGACCAGGUGCUCUACGCCUCAUAA
Molecule: messenger RNA, 1027 nt
Organism: Coregonus sp. 'balchen'
Lineage: Eukaryota; Metazoa; Chordata; Actinopteri; Salmoniformes; Salmonidae
Source: the annotation of a GenBank genome assembly